Messenger RNA from Rhinolophus ferrumequinum (greater horseshoe bat), 1396 nucleotides. Its product is annotated as Y-box-binding protein 3-like. Gene Ontology annotation, biological process: regulation of gene expression. Gene Ontology annotation, cellular component: nucleus. Gene Ontology annotation, molecular function: nucleic acid binding. Lineage: Eukaryota; Metazoa; Chordata; Mammalia; Chiroptera; Rhinolophidae. The record is from RefSeq and is a predicted model, not a curated record.
AUGGGGUCAUCCACCACACAGCAGCUCAUAUGCUAUGGUCAUGGCCAAUACUCACAUCCACCCCUGCGCCGCCUAGAAAAACUUGUGCGGGGCCAUUUUUGGGGCAGUAAGAUCCAGCCAGGAGCCCCAGAGCAAGCGCGCAGCCCGAGAGCUCGAGCCGCCUCCGCCGCGAGACCCCACCCCGGCCUGCGCCGCGAGAUCCUGCAGCCUCCCCAAGAGCGAGCCCGGCCGCUGCGACCACCAGCCGGGCUAACGGCCGACCAACCGCCACUGAGGUGCCCGAUGAUAGCAACCGCCGCCGCCACCACCACCAACCCCGCCUCUUCAGUGCCCGCCGGCAGUGAAGACUCGGAGAAAAAAGUUCUCGCCACCAAAGUCCUUGGCACUGUCAAAUGGUUCAACGUCAGAAAUGGAUAUGGAUUUAUCAAUCGAAAUGACACCAAAGAAGAUGUAUUUGUACAUCAGACUGCCAUCAAGAAGAAUAAUCCACGGAAAUAUCUGCGCAGUGUGGGAGAUGGAGAAACAGUAGAGUUUGAUGUGGUUGAAGGAGAGAAGGGUGCAGAAGCAGCCAAUGUGACUGGCCCAGAUGGAGUUCCUGUAGAAGGGAGCCGUUAUGCUGCUGAUCGGCGCCGUUACAGACGUGGCUACUAUGGCAGACGCCGUGGACCUCCCAGUAAUUACGCUGGGGAGGAGGAGGAGGAAGGGAGCGGCAGCAGUGAAGGAUUUGAGCCCCCUGCCACUGAUGGGCAGUUCUCUGGGGCCCAGAGUCAGCUGCGCCGCCCCCAGUAUCGCCCUCAGUACCGGUGGCGGUUCCCGCCUUACCACGUGGGACAGACCUUUGACCGUCGCUCACGGGUCUUUCCCCAUCCCAACAGAAUGCAGGCUGGUGAGAUUGGAGAGAUGAAGGAUGGAGUCCCAGAGGGCGCACAACUUCAGGGACCAGUUCAUCGAAAUCCAACUUAUCGUCCAAGGUACCGUAGAGGACCUCCUCGCCCACGACCUGUCCCAGCUGUGGGAGAGGCUGAAGAUAAAGAGAAUCAACAAGCGGCCAAUGGUCCAAACCAGCCAUCUGCUCGCCGUGGAUACCGGCGCCCGUACAACUAUCGGCGUCGUCCCGGUCCUCCUAAUGCUCCUGCACAAGAUGGCAAAGAGACCAAGGCAGAUGAAGUGCCAUCUGACAACCCUGCUCCAAUCACAGAGCAGACCAGUGCUGAGUAACACCAGGCUCCCCAGGCACCUUCUCCAUCGGCAGGUGACCUAAAGAAUUUAAUGAUCAUUUAAAAAAUAAAGCAAAAAGCCAACCACGACCUUACCAACACCAAAGAAACAUUGAAGCAAUAAAGUAGAAGACGAAUAACAAGAUGUGGACAUUGGAAUGUUUACUGUUAUUCUUUAC